Molecule: messenger RNA, 448 nt
Organism: Hippopotamus amphibius kiboko
Lineage: Eukaryota; Metazoa; Chordata; Mammalia; Artiodactyla; Hippopotamidae
Gene: MSMP
Product: microseminoprotein, prostate associated
Exons: 3
Coding region: 1-420 (139 amino acids)
Source: RefSeq, a predicted model, not a curated record
AUGGCCCUGAGCAUGCUCUGGGCUGGACAGGCUAAGGGGACCCUGGGCGGCUGGGGCAUCACCUGCCUGGUGAUAUCUCUGCUCCUCCAGCACCCAGGAGUGCACAGCAAGUGCUACUUCCAAGCUCAAGCCCCCUGCCACUAUGAAGGGAAAUAUUUCACCCUGGGCGAGUCUUGGCUCCGCAAGGACUGUUUCCACUGCACCUGUCUGCAUCCCGUCGGUGUGGGCUGCUGUAACACAUCCCAGCAUCCUAUUGACUUCCCUGCUGGCUGUGAGGUACGUCAGGAGGCAGGAACGUGCCAGUUCUCCCUGGUGCAAAAAUCUGACCCUCGGCUGCCCUGCAAAGGGGGAGGGCCCGACCCAGAGUGGGGCUCAGCUAACACCCCUGUUCCUGCGGCUCCUGCUCCCCACUCCAGCUAAGCUCAACGGACUGCCCUCUGCGGACUGC